CCGUUCCGUUUUGCUUGAAUCCGCCUCUCCGUACUCGUUCGUAUUGACGCACUUAAAGACUCUUCCCUCAACCUUAAGGCAAGCAGCAACGACCAAUCACUAAGCCAUUACAGGCUUCAGAGCACGCUGUUUAUGUGACUCAGGCGCUAAUUAGGCUCAUGAACUAACAAAUCGCACAACUGGUGAGGAGCCGAUCACAUCCAUGGAUUGUCUGGAGAAGUCGACCACGUCUAUCACGAUGUAUCUGUGUGUCUUCGAAAGAUUUUAAGACAUCUUUUCUUCUUCGAUCGCUAACUUAUUUAUUGCUGAGUUAACUUUGGUCCGGGGUGUGGAGUAUUUCUGAGCGGCAGCGCGUGAAUCUGUUUCACUUUAACUGGAGAAUCUUCACUGGUAAACCAUGUUUCAGCCCACACCGAAGAGGUGUUUUACUAUAGAAUCUUUGGUCGCGAAGGAUAAUCCUUUGCCAGCGUCGAGAUCCGAGGAGCCCAUACGGCCAGCCGCUCUCAGCUAUGCAAACUCAAGCCAGAUGAAUCCAUUUUUGAACGGUUUUCAUUCCAGCGGCAGGGGCGUCUACUCAAACCCGGACUUGGUGUUCGCUGAGGCAGUUUCGCAUCCCCCCAACUCCGCCGUGCCAGUGCAUCCAGUUCCUCCUCCACACGGGCUAGCCGCUCACCCCCUCUCCUCGCACAGUCCGCACCCUCUCUUCACCAGUCAGCAAAGGGACCCUUCCACAUUCUACCCCUGGUUAAUACAUAGAUACAGAUAUUUGGGACACAGAUUUCAAGGAAACGAAACGAGUCCGGAGAGCUUUCUUUUGCACAAUGCCCUCGCGAGAAAGCCUAAAAGAAUUCGAACGGCAUUCUCGCCUUCACAGCUGCUACGGCUCGAGCACGCUUUCGAAAAAAAUCAUUAUGUCGUCGGUGCGGAACGAAAACAACUGGCUCACAGCCUUAGCCUUACAGAAACUCAGGUAAAAGUUUGGUUUCAGAAUCGAAGAACGAAGUUUAAACGCCAGAAACUCGAGGAGGAGGGUUCAGAUUCACAGCAGAAAAAGAAAGGGACGCAUCACGUAAACCGAUGGAGACUGGCCACGAAACAAGGCAGCCCCGAGGAAAUUGACGUCACCUCAGACGAUUAAAAGACUUGAAGUGUUUGAACCCAGGACAACAGCGUGGCUUGAAGGAUGACACGGAAAAGGAUGGUGUGCACGGACAGAGAGAAAGAGAGUGAGGGUAGAGCCAAUGUCACGUUUCGAUUCUUCGGAGUUCGGCAGCCUGAGGGUGAGAAAUCCUAUUGGUGGCAUUGCUGUCCCGACAAGGGAACUGUCAAUACUUUUCACGUUGCCAAGGCAAGAUGAUUGACAGGUAUUACAUGUUCACCCACCCCCGCACCAACUCAUCACCCACGAACCCCCUAUAAAACCAUAACUCUCAUGCGCGUAGGACAUUUGCACUUCUAAGAAUUCUACUAUUUAUUUUUUUUUUAUUUUUUGCAAAACAUGAACGUUCCACUCCAAGAUACCAAAAUAUACAGCUGUUUUUGUAAAACUUGAAUCGCAUGGUAGAGCAAUGAAUUUUUGAUAGGUGAUUUAAUUUGACCUUCUUGCAAAGUUUUUUUGUUUCGAUUCUAUUUUUUAACCUGAAAAAUGUUAUGUGCUUCUUCCAUUUUUUACGACAGUGUGCAGUCUUUGAAUUUAUAAUUAUCGUGUUCAAGUGGUUGUGAAAACAAUACGAAGUAGCAGUGCUGCGUUAUAGUGUUUUUAAAUAAGUAAAAAAAUCUAAAUGAAAACAAACAUUUUCAAGCUUUAUAAAAGUUCACCACGAAAACAUACAAUGAAAAAUAAUAUUGACAUUCCUUGACAGUUAAGCUUUACCUUUUUCCAUAUGUGUGGUGCGAGCAUAUCGGGACUCACCCCUCAUUUAAAGAGCUGCCAGGAAGGACUAAUGCAAGAAGUGCCGCCUAGGCAGUGAAACUUCAAGCACUGAGCGUAUUCCAUGUACAGAGAUACUAAAAGCUAAUGUUUCUGUUAAAUUCUCUUUUACCAGAAUGUAAAUAAUUUUGUGUUUGUGUUAAGUUUGCUACAAUUUUAACACAAAAUAUACUUCCAAGAAGUAUAUAAUUGUCAAU
Molecule: messenger RNA, 2127 nt
Organism: Electrophorus electricus (electric eel)
Lineage: Eukaryota; Metazoa; Chordata; Actinopteri; Gymnotiformes; Gymnotidae
Gene: emx2
Product: empty spiracles homeobox 2
Biological process (GO): brain development; neuron differentiation; regulation of transcription by RNA polymerase II
Cellular component (GO): nucleus
Molecular function (GO): DNA-binding transcription factor activity, RNA polymerase II-specific; RNA polymerase II cis-regulatory region sequence-specific DNA binding
Source: RefSeq, a predicted model, not a curated record